GCGAGCAGCAUGGAGCGGCGGGGUCGCAGCCGGACGGUCCCGGCAGCAGCAGCGCCGCAGCCCAGCCCCGGGGCCCUGACCCGCGCGCGGCCCCGCGCCCUGUAGAGCGGCCCCGGCCAUGGGCUCCCACCCGCCGCGCCAGCUGCUGCUGCAGUUCGCCGCCGGCGCGCUCCAGGCGCAGAACUUGGAGCGGGCGGCCGAGCUCUGCGGGCACCAGCUGCAGGUGGAUGCCCCGAGCCUGGUGCCCGAGUGGCAGGUGCUGCUCAAGCGGGCCGACGCGCUGGCCGGCGGGGGCCGGCUCCACGAAGCCUUCCAGCUCUACCAGCUGGUCUCCCGCCACCAGCAGCUGCGGGCGGAGCAGCUGGAGAAGCUGGUGGAGUGCCUGGCGCAGGGCAUCCGGCUCCGAGAGCGGCUGCCCGCCUGCUGGAGCGGCGGGGGCAGCCUCCUGCAGCCCCGGGACUGGGACAUCUUUAGCUGUCGCAAAUGCCAGGGCUUCCUUUUCGAGCCCGUCUCUUUGCCUUGCGGACACACGUUUUGCAAAAAGUGCCUGGAGCGGGACAGGGCCUCCGAGUCCCACUGCGCCCUGUGCAAGGAAGAGGGGAGCCUGGCGGCCGGGCAGCACCUCCGCGUCAAUGUCAUCCUCAGCAACCUGCUAGCCAAGUGGUUCCCCGGACAAGUGAAGGCAUCGCAGCUCAGGCACGAAGGGAACUUCUUGUAUAAGGAGAAGAAGCUGCAAGCUGCCCUGCAGAAGUACAAUGAAGCAGUCAGCCUAGCUCCAAAUGACCAUUUAUUAUAUAGCAAUCGGUCCCAGAUUAACUCUACUUUGAAAUCUUAUGAAGAUGCAUUGCAUGAUGCAGAAACAGCAUGCAGGCUCCAACCAUAUUGGUCAAAGGGUCACUUAAGGAAAGGACAAGCAUUGGCUAAUGUGGGGAAAAUAGAAGAAUCUUUAAGAGAGUUUCUAUUUUGCCUUGCCCUGGAUUUUGGGAACAGGACAGCCAAAUCAGAGGCUCAAAAGCUUCUACUUAGUUUAUUUUCACCCAUCCCGGGAAAUGCUCAGGAACACUUACCCGAUAUCCUGCAGCUGUUGUCACCUCACUCUAGAUUGAAGGGGAACCUUCUAAAUUCAGUGGGAUCUGCAGACACCAGCCAUAACCUACAAAGGUUGCUCAAGGUAAAUGUGGAACAGAAAAAGAGUUUCCCUGCUCAGGAAGAACAAAAAAUGAGUGACUGUGGCAGUCUGAAAAAAUCCAUUCAAAUGUUAGAAAGUAAAAAAGGCUGCUCAGAAGAUGAGAACAAACAUGCCUCUGCCCCAGAGUCUGCCCUUCUCAUUUCUGAGAAAUGCAGCCUUCUGAAGAGAAAGCACUGCUCUGAGGAAAUGAGAAGUGCUGAGGUGCCCUGCAAACUCAUGAAGAAAGGUGCAAUUGAUACCAAGGGAUCUAGUGCUGGGCACUGCGUUCCGUUUGAAUUUGUGGACCCCUCUGACCUGGAUUGUUCUUUGUGUAUGAGGCUUUUUUAUGAACCUGUCACCACACCUUGUGGGCACACCUUCUGCCUGAAAUGUCUCGAAAGAUGCCUAGAUCACAAUGCAAAAUGUCCCCUGUGCAAAGAAGGUCUCUCUCAGUGCUUGGCUCUGAGGAAAUAUUGCAAAACGGUACUGAUGGAGGAGUUAAUAGCGAAGUACCUUCCAGAGGAACUCACUGAGAGAAGGAAGAUUUAUGAAGAAGAAAUUGCAGAGCUUUCCAACUUAAAUAAGAAUGUUCCCAUCUUUGUCUGCACAAUGGCCUAUCCUACAGUCCCUUGCCCUCUGCACAUCUUUGAGCCAUGUUAUCGACUGAUGAUUCGAAGAUGCAUGGAGACUGGCACCAAACAAUUUGGAAUGUGUAUUGGUGAUCCUGUCAAGGGGUUUGCUGAUUAUGGCUGCAUUCUGGAGAUAAGAAACGUUGAAUUCUUUGCUGACGGUCGCUCUGUUGUAGACAGCAUUGGCAAGAGGAGGUUUAAGGUGAUAGAGCACAGCCAGCGUGAUGGAUACAACACAGCAGAUAUUGAGUACAUUGAGGAUCAGAAAGUGCAAGGAGAGAACUAUGCGGAGUUACUUGUUCUACAUGAUUCUGUAUAUGAUCAGGCUUAUAUGUGGUUUAACUCACUCAAACAACCACUCAAGAGUCGAAUUCUCAGUCAUUUCGGUCCAAUGCCAGCUAAGGAUCCUGACCCACAGGCUAGCCCCAAUGGCCCUGCGUGGUGCUGGUGGGUCCUUGCUGUCCUUCCCCUUGAGAGUAGAGCUCAGCUCCCGUUUCUUGCCAUGAAAUCUAUGAAAGACCGCUUGAAUGGCAUCAGACGAGUCCUUACAUUUAUGUCCCGUACAAGGUCACGAUGAUGCUGAGAACGAGCUGUGAAGCCUCUUGCAAUACUUGACUGUGGAGUUUCUCUUGUAACUAUAUCUAACUGCAAUAAUGUCUUACGGAUUUGGGUGUCAAAACAGGACAAGUUUGAAGUCUAACUUUCAAAGGAAAUAAAAUAUAAAGAGCCAAGGAUAUUUACAGAUCACUCAGUAGUAUCCAUUUGGAUCUCUGAACUUUCUUGAGAUGAGUAUUCAAUUGCUGCACUGCUAGGCUAGUAUCAUCGGUAUUAUAUAACAGAACAAAGUGAUCUUGUUUGCCAUAAACUUUUUGAAAGUUUGAGGUGGGUUUUUUUUUUGUAGUAGUAGAUAAAUGAAAUCUGUGCAGUUAAUGUGAAACAGAAAUACUGAUAGUGUUAAAGCAUUAUUUCAAUGAACUGCAAAGUCUUUUAUUCCAAAUGGUUCAGGUUUAUAUAGCAUUGUAUAUUAUAAUGUCCACAACUUCUGUUUGAUCUUUUAUUUUUGCACUACUAUGUCUUUUUUUGGUUUCCAGAUGUAUAUUGUAAUUAUUUAUGUGUACAUUCUCUACACGGAAAGUAAGCUGCUCUAUUUAUUUAUGGUGUCUUACCAUGUAUGAAUGACUAGGAGAAAAGAGAUUAGGAAUACACAAGCUACUACUUCGAUCAUUUUUCAAUACAUUUGUGUUUGAGUACUUUGAAUGUUUUUCUACUAUCUCCAGUGUUCUAUAUUCUAAGAAGGAUUGCCCCCAACACAGCUAGCCAUGAAAAUGCAGGCUUUGUCUGAAAUAAUUCAGUCAGUUGCUGGGUAGAGCUUGAUCCUACAAUCUUAACUUGGCCCCAAGUCAAGCAAAGCCCUUCAGUAUAUACUAAAGUGUUUUGUUGAUUUGGGGCUUUGGGUAACAAACUUCAGUGGGGUUUGCCCAGAGAGAUGACUGAAGGAUCCAGCCAUUAAUUUUGCACAGAUAUAAAGAGUAGCACGAUGCAGCAGCUUGCGGUGAAAUGUUGUAUUUGAAUUGCUGCGAGUAUCACAGCUACCUACAAACACAAGGCAGGAGCUGAUUGGUGUGAGAAGCAACCUUUCACAAAAGAGACCUAGAGAGAGGGAUUAUUUCACUUCAGGUUAUUAGAGAGACUCUUUAUAUCAACCCUGUUAAAUGUUAAGAUCCUGUUAUGUUUGUAAUUAAUAUUAUGAUUUGAUUUGCUAUGAAGGGCUCCAGGAGGGCUCAUGAGAAGGAAGGUAUUUUAAUAAACUUUCUAUUUAUUCCACCUCAACCUCCGGGUUUUUCCAUUAGCCACAAGUCUCUACCUGAUCUCUGCGUGUCUCCUGUCAGACACUGUGAGCCGCUUGAUAGCUAAUGGUUAAAACCCUAAAAGCAAAUGAAAAUUGGGCUUCACUUCACUUUUUCUGCAUCUUUUGUUCUGUGUAACAUUUUGGACCUGAUCUUGCUUCCAUUAAAGUCAGUUGGAGUUCUAUCAUUGACUUACGUGGGAGCAAGCGUAGGUCUUUGUAUCUAAACUAUGGAUUUCCCUCUUCAGAGAGCAAGUAGGAUGAAUGAAAAUUCAUGAUAUUGCCUGGAAUAGUAUUUAUUUCAUACCCUUCUGGAAAAGCCCUGUAGAAUUUAAUAGAAUAUUGUCAUCUUUCCAUAGGUUUUUAAAAUCAUUUUAGUUCGAGAUAAUUUAUUUCAGUUCUAUAGUUUUUUAGAGUAAUUUAUGAACCCUGUUAAGUUUCUGUAGAAUGUAGUUUGUUUCAGCCCUAUUAAAUUCUAUGGCACUCUUCUGUAAGUGCCAUAGAAACAAAUUGUCACACGUUUCAGUUUUCCAUCUAAUGACGCAGAUUGAAAGUGUAUUUUGUGUUUUUUGCUUUAGCUACUUUGUAAAUACUACAGGAAACUCAUUUCAAUGCUGUUAGAUUGCCACACUUUUCUGUGGAUGGUCCUGUGCCUGUUUGAGAAUCAUACACAGUAUAGGGCUUCUGUUCUUGGCUUAUUAAUUUCAUUGUUUGGCAUUUGUUUUGAGUUCUAUGAAGAUAUCCAAAAAUGGGGCUUUUCUCUUUGUAUAUACACUUAGUACUGUUUCAAACAGCAUUACCUUAAAGGACAUUAGGGAACCUUUAGUGUGAAUCAGCCAGGUCUAUGCAGACCAAUUAAUGUGCAAUAUGCUAGUGAACUUCAGAAAUCACACAUCCCUAGUUCAUAUUACUGCUCUGUGUUCGCAAGCCAGUGAGCAGGGACAUCACCUAUAUAAACAAACUGCAC
This is a messenger RNA of Trachemys scripta elegans, 4610 nucleotides long. It is a transcript of the gene LONRF3, whose product is annotated as LON peptidase N-terminal domain and ring finger 3. The record is from RefSeq and is a predicted model, not a curated record. Gene Ontology annotation, molecular function: metal ion binding; protein binding. The coding region runs from base 119 to 2374 and encodes 751 amino acids. Lineage: Eukaryota; Metazoa; Chordata; Testudines; Emydidae. The transcript has 12 exons.